This is a messenger RNA of Chanos chanos (milkfish), 1662 nucleotides long. RefSeq names its product E3 ubiquitin-protein ligase TRIM39-like. Lineage: Eukaryota; Metazoa; Chordata; Actinopteri; Gonorynchiformes; Chanidae. The coding region runs from base 1 to 1662 and encodes 553 amino acids. Gene Ontology annotation, molecular function: zinc ion binding; protein binding. The transcript has 6 exons. The record is from RefSeq and is a predicted model, not a curated record.
AUGGCUUCCUCCAGCAGUCUCCUGUCUGAAGAUCAGUUCCUGUGUUCUGUCUGUCUGGAUGUGUUCACUGACCCUGUCUCCACUCCAUGUGGUCACAACUUCUGCAUGACCUGUCUCAAAGAAUUCUGGGACAGCACUCAACACUGCCACUGUCCACUCUGUAAGAGGCAAUUUAGAACUAGACCUCAGCUCAGUAUUAAUACAACAUUUAGAGAAAUUGUAGACCAGUUUAAAAAGAGGGGAGAUCCAGUCAAACCUGGAGAAGUGUCCUGUGAUGUCUGUACUAGUGGAAAAUUGAAGGCUGUGAAGUCCUGUCUGGACUGUGGGUUGACUUAUUGUCAGACUCACCUGGAGCCUCACAAAAUUGCAGCAAAACUAAAAAAACACAAACUGAUAAAUCCUGUGGAGAACCUGGAGGACUAUAUAUGCCAGAAACAUGACAGACCCCUGGAGCUGUUCUGUAGAGAUGACCAGACAUGUGUGUGUCAGUUCUGUACAGAAACAGACCACAGGACUCACAGCACUGUUCCUCUAGAGGAGGAGAGUGAGGAGAGAAAGUCACAGCUGAGGAGAACACACACAGAGGUUCAGCAGAUGAUCCAGGACAAACUGAAAAAGAUUAAAGAGAUCAGACACUCGGUACAGCUCAGCAAUAAAAGCACACAGACGGAUGUAGCAGACAGUGUGGAGGUGUUGACUACUCUGGUGCAGUUUACUGAGAAAGGUCUGGCUGAGCUGAUUGAGCUGAUGGAGCAGAAACAGAGAGCGGCAGAGAGGCAGGCUGAAGGUCUCAUUAAAGAGCUGGAGCAGGAGAUCACUGAGCUGAAGAGGAGAGAUGCUGAACUGGAGCAGCUCUCCCACUCUGAAGAUCACCUCCACCUCCUACAGGUUCAUCCAAGACUGCUACAUCCUCCAGUGACCAAGCAUUCCAGAGAUGUCAGUAUUAACUCUUGUCUGUGUGUGAGCACUCUGAGAAAAGUUCUGACCCAGCUCUUGGAGAGCACAGAAGCUCAACUUCAGAAACUGGCUGAAACUGAGCUAAAGAAAAUGAAACAAUAUGCAGUCAAUGUGACUCUGGAUCCCGAUACAGCCCAUCCUGAGCUCAUCCUGUCUGAUGAUGGAAAACAAGUCAGACAUGGAGACACAGAACAGAAUCUCCCUGACAACCCAGAGAGGUUUGAUAGUUUCAUCUUUGUCCUAGGAAAAGAGGGAUUCUCCUCAGGGAGAUUUUACUAUGAGGUGGGGGUCAGGGAGAAGACUGAAUGGGACAUAGGAGUGGCCAGAGGGUCCAUUAACAGGAAGGGAGAAAUUACUCUGAGCCCUGAGGAUGGAUACUGGAGUAUAUGUCUGAGGAAUGGGGAUGAGUAUUGGGCCUGUGAAUCUCCCCCUGUUUCCCUCUCUCUGAGACAGAAGCCCCAGAAGGUGGGGGUGUUUGUGGAUUAUGAGGAGGGUCUGGUCUCCUUUUAUGACGUGAAGGCCAGGGCUCAUAUCUACUCUUUCACUGGUCAUUCUUUCACUGAGAAACUCUAUCCAUUCCUAAGCCCCUCGCUUAAUGAAGAUGGCACUAAUUCAGCUUCACUGGUCGUAUCUCCUGUCAAAUACAUUAAAAAGCUCCCAAGAUUUUCCCUCCCAGCAUUUUACUUUCCAAGGGGAGAAAUCUAA